Pyricularia oryzae 70-15 is the source of this 2439-nucleotide messenger RNA. RefSeq lists its product as uncharacterized. Gene Ontology annotation, molecular function: transmembrane transporter activity. Bases 420 to 2123 code for a protein of 567 amino acids. The transcript has 10 exons. The record is from RefSeq and is a predicted model, not a curated record. NCBI's taxonomy places the organism in Eukaryota, Fungi, Ascomycota, Sordariomycetes, Magnaporthales, Pyriculariaceae. Gene Ontology annotation, biological process: transmembrane transport.
UGCAUGCAGCGGCCCCAAGCCUCGCGACACAGCGACAGUGGCAGCAGGGCGGGCGGGCAUUCAAUUUAGCUUUUUUGUCGCGCCCAUUCAAAGGAGAGCUCCGGGGCUGUGCCCGCAGACGCCAGAUCGGAGCCGGGCGUUGUUUUUUUUUUAUGCAAGGCACGGCGAAGGAACGGAAGAAUCAAGGCUAAUUGAGGUCCGAUUACGAAAUGCAUUGGUUGUAAACAACCUACUGCUACAAAAACAAAAAAAAAAGUAUAUUGAUUAAUUGCCUCUGGGUUUCUUACAGAUUUGGGCAUUUCCAGGUUGCGUGUCGGCCACAACGACUCCCAACAAGUCGCCUGUUUCUGUGCUUGCGACUACUCAAUCCAAAAGCAAAGCAAUUCUUGGCCUUUCGCGAUCAAGCAUUGCAAGCAAAGAUGGGUUUGGGAAUCUUGGAAGAUCGUCAUAUGGACCAUGUGCCGGGGACGACGAGGCACUAUGACGAUCCCAACCGACCGACGCGUGUUGGGGAGGGCGCCACAACCCUCAAGACCACAGAAGAUGGCAUUAUACUGGUGCCGCAGCCAUCCGACGACCCCAACGACCCUCUCAACUGGCCAUUAUGGAAGCGCGAUCUGAUCACCGCCAUCUUGUCCAUGACUGCCAUCUUCGCAACAUCCCUCGGCCCCAUCCUGGCAGCCAACACAAUCACGCUGUCGCUGUGGUUCGGCCAGAACCUGACCAAGAUAGCGAUCCUGACCGGCUACUUCCUCCUCGGCGUCGGCGCCGCGGGCACCUUUUUCGUCCCCUCCAGCCGCAUCUGGGGCAAGCGCCAUGCAUUUGUCGUCGGCCUCCUCAUCCUCAUCGGCAGCUCGGCCUGGGGCGGCGCCGUGUACAAGAACUACGACAGCAUGGUGGGCGCCCGCAUCAUACAGGGCGUCGGCGCCGCGCCCUACGAGGCCCUCGUCAACGCCGCCGUGGGCGACCUGUACUUUGUGCACCAGCGCGGCAAGAGGAUGGCUUUUACGAACUUGGCCGUGUUUGGUGGCGCCUUCUUUACGCCUAUUCUGGUUGGUGUGAUUACACACUCGAUCAUGUGGUGGUGGACGUUCUACAUCGUUGCAAUCUUGUGCGCAGCCUGCCUGCCCCUGGUAGUCUUCUUCUGCCCCGAGACGGCUUACAAGCGUGAUCAGUCUCUCAACACAGAUAUGGGAGUGGAUUUCCAAACAGGCCAUCAGCUGCGCACAUUCUCCGAGGGCUCCGACAGCCCCCCAGCUCAGGGUCAGAGCACAGCUGAUGAGGAGAAGCUGGUGGGUCGCAGCACACAGCAGGGACAAAAUGGCGCAGCCGCGGAGAUCCCGAAGCAGAAGACCUUCACGGAGUCGUUGGCCCUGUUUGACGGUCGCAAGACGGACGAGUCGUUUUGGAAACUUUUGUUUAGACCGUUUGUUCUUCUCGUUGCUCAACCGGCAUUCCUCUGGGCGAGUUUAAUUCAGGGCACCAUGAUCGGCUGGACUGUGUUUAUCGGCGUCAUUUUGGGUAACGUCUUCCUCGGCCCGCCCAAGUGGUGGAACGAGGUCGACACGGGAUAUGCUUACACCGGCCCUUUUCUCGGCGCGCUCGUCGGCUUCGCCAUCUCCGGUGGUCUGUCAGACUGGUCCGCCCGGAAGCUCACAAAGUGGAACAAUGGCGUCUAUGAGCCAGAGUUCCGCAUCUUGCUUACGAUUCCGCAGCUCGUUCUUGGGUGCGCUUCCCUGUACGGGUUUGGUGCGACUGCCGAUGCCAUAUACCAGAACAAGGCCGACGCCCCCGCUUUGCUGCUUUGCUUUGGACUAGAGGUUGCGGCAAUGGUCAUUGGUGCCGUGGCAAGCUCGCUAUAUAUCGUAGACGCAUAUCGGGACCUGUCCAUUGAGGGUUUCACGUGCAUGAUUAUCUUCAAGAACUUUUUCAGUUAUGCUCUGACAUACAAGGCCUACGACUGGUGGUUGGAGCUGAAGACGGUAUCGACACCACUCUUCAACAUUAUCGGCACUGUCCAGCUGGUAAUUUGCCUAACGAGUAUUCCCAUGUACAUUUAUGGCAAGCGGGUUCGCAGCUACUACUACCGCCACGAUAUUCUGGCAGCAUGUGGACUCAGGUAAAUUCCCUGGCCGGCAUCGAAUGAGCUCUGUCCAUGACACCUCACAGGGUAUGGAGGCGUGAAGGGUGGUUUGUGGUUGACAAGAUGAAGGUCGAGCUUCGUCCAACCGGAUUUAAAACGAUUGCGUAAAGGGAGGAUAUAAUAGGGACAAAAAUCACUUCUGUUCUGUUUGUUUCACUUCUUGUCUAUAACAAAGGUUUGGUUGGGGUAUAUUAAUGCUCUAUUUGUAAUAUUUUAUUUGUUACCUAUCCUUAAUUCUCUUUGUCAUUGGCGCCUCUGUGUAUCCCAGGACAACGCGUUCACUAAUGACAGUAACC